UAUGUGCAAUUCUUGUACUUGUAACCUUUCGUAAAGUGACGGGCUGCGCUGCGCUAUUAAUCGCAAAGCUCUUCUAAAGGGACGACUGUAUCUCACAAAGACAAAGAUAUUCCUCUGGAAUCCCAUUCCAAAAAGAGAAUCGUGCAUUAACAUAUAUUUUUUAGUUGGUGCCAAUUUUUGCAACUGCUACUGCGCAUUAGAUAAAUAAAUAAGAUUUGUUUGUUCGGCAACGCAACAGUCACAAGAGUCAAUGAAAACAAAAGAAAAGCCUUUUCCUUUGUGCCUCAGUGAAGCCUCGAGGAGACGAGCACGUUAACGCCAACACAACCAGCAAAACGCUGGGACAAAGGCUGUCGACAUAUUCAGUAAAGAAGUUAAUGGACAUGAUCAGACAGUGAUUAAAUACAUACACAUCCCCACGUGCAGGCAAAACCAACGCUCAACCGGAAGAGACCUCGUCCAGAUCCAGAUCCAGUCCAGGAAACAGCAGUAGCUGAAACACAGACAAUAAUGAGCACAAAUAGCAGCUUUUUUGAUGAACAUUUCACCAUGCUUUAUGCUAAUCUGAUGAACAAUUACGUGCCAGAGUACUUUAAGAGCUUCCAGUACACCCCGUGGGUGUUCUCGCUGCUGGGAUCGGUGGUAAUCGGCCUCAGUGGCAUCUUUCCACUGUUCAUUAUUCCGACCGAGGAGAAACUGGCCAAAAAUGGAUACAAAGACCCUGCGGAAUCAAAGUUUCUGCGAGUGCUUCUGAGCUUCGCCGUGGGAGGCCUGCUAGGGGAUGUGUUCCUCCAUUUGCUGCCAGAGGCCUGGGAAGGGGAUCACCAUAGCUCUUCCGGGGACUCCAGCCACCCAUCGCUACGCUCAGGACUGUGGGUGCUCGCUGGAAUACUAAUCUUCACAAUAGUGGAGAAGAUCUUCUCCGGCUACACGAGCGCAGACGAGGAGAACCCCCAGCCCAAGUGCGUGGAAAUCGCCAACUGCCUGUUGCGCCGCAAUGGAGGCCAGCUGCCGGAGGGAGGAACCUCCGAGAGCUGCGGCGGUGCUUGCGACAUUGAGGACGUGGACAAGGUUUGCUUCCUGCGCGAGCGGGAGCAGAAGUCCAAGGAGCAGAAAGAACAGCCCAGAAAGGUCGCCGGAUACCUGAACCUGUUGGCCAAUUCCAUCGACAACUUCACGCACGGGCUGGCGGUGGCUGGCUCUUUCCUAGUCUCCUUCAGACACGGAGUCCUGGCUACAUUUGCCAUACUAUUGCACGAGAUCCCCCACGAGGUUGGCGAUUUUGCCAUUCUUCUGCGUUCCGGCUUCAGUCGCUGGGAUGCGGCUCGCGCACAGCUGCUAACAGCAGGAGCAGGCCUACUUGGUGCCCUGGUGGCAAUUGGAGGCUCCGGUGUAACCUCAGCCAUGGAGGCACGCACCUCGUGGAUCAUGCCCUUUACCGCUGGCGGUUUCCUACACAUUUCGCUGGUCACAGUAUUACCUGAUCUCUUAAAGGAAGAAGAGCGCAAGGAAUCCAUUAAGCAGCUGCUGGCCCUUGUCUUUGGCAUUGCAUUAAUGGCUAUCAUGACAACGCUUUUCGAACACUAACCAACCCUAGCAGGAAGCUGAUGAGCAUAUCAAAAUUCCAUAAAUGGUUCCAGGACAGGACCGUUGUUGGCUGUCCAAAAUUGAAAUGAAUUUGUUGUACUUUACAGGAUGCGCCCAGCCACUCGUCCUAUUUUGCGUUAUGUAAUUAUAGCCGAUACGAAUGAUAUUUAAACUACUGUUAAUAAUUACGUAUUAUUGUACCAUACGAAACAUGAAUAGAAACUCUGUUUUUAAAGAAA
This is a messenger RNA of Drosophila obscura, 1826 nucleotides long. RefSeq names its product zinc transporter ZIP13 homolog (gene Zip99C). Gene Ontology annotation, biological process: intracellular zinc ion homeostasis; zinc ion transmembrane transport. Gene Ontology annotation, molecular function: zinc ion transmembrane transporter activity. The transcript has 5 exons. The record is from RefSeq and is a predicted model, not a curated record. Gene Ontology annotation, cellular component: membrane. Lineage: Eukaryota; Metazoa; Arthropoda; Insecta; Diptera; Drosophilidae. Bases 511 to 1587 code for a protein of 358 amino acids.